AUACUAUGCAAUCAAAAACAUGUUCGUUAAUUUUAAAAGAUUAACACAUGUGAUAGAUAUUAUGACUUAUAUAAGUUAUUCUUAAAAUAAAACAAUCGUAAUUACUUUUAAGAAAUUAUGAAGAGAUUCAGAAUUCAUGAAAAAUCAAUACAAAUUAAAAAAGUAAUUAUGGAUGAAGAAAUGCAAAUGGACGUUAUAAGCACUGUCAUUGCAGCAUUGCAUAUGUAUGGAAAUGAAUAUACAAAAAUGAAAAAGUUUAUAGAAAACAAACUGAAUAAACGUUAUCUUCCUACAUGGCAUUAUAUAACUGGUUAUGAUGUGGAUAGGUUACUCAUUACUAAUGCCUGUUCAAUACUUCAUUUCAUUCAAAUGUGAAGAGAAGAAUGUUACUGUUUUUAAAACAAUCUAAAUAUAAUAUAAUUACAAACAUUCA
Schistosoma margrebowiei is the source of this 433-nucleotide messenger RNA. The record is from the annotation of a GenBank genome assembly. NCBI's taxonomy places the organism in Eukaryota, Metazoa, Platyhelminthes, Trematoda, Strigeidida, Schistosomatidae.